AGAAGAGUAAGAUUCGGCGAGGCUCCUCUGGCUGGUAAACUGGCUGCUGGCUUCAGUUACAGAAGUUCCACUCGACUGCACUCAGUUCGCCCGAGCGUCGUCCACUUGUUCGCUUGGCUACUGUCGUUCUAAGCGUCGCAACUCUCAAGAGGUUUCGAAAGUGCACAGGACGAACCGCUCACCUGCCGUACCUGGUGAAAUUACAUUCGUCCGUGCGGAUAUUCCAUCGCAAGGAAGUCCACUGGUGUCGUUACAGGUGAAGGGGCCCGUGCGUGUUUGGUGUGGGUGCAUUGGUAGCGCGCUUUGUUUUGAUUCUGACCCAGGCGGGUUCUAGUUGCCGGUCACCGGGACGUGCCCGGAGUGCUAAGUGCUGGCUUCGAAUCACCUUUCAUUUCCGAAAAGAUCACAAUCGCACGCGUAAUCGUCUACAUACGCACUGACAGUGCUCGUUUAAGGUUGUACUGCGCGUCUUAGUGACGACAUUUAUUGCGGUAAUUUGCGUUUUAUGUAAUCGCGGGACGCGGUUUGAUUCGAACGUUCGAACGCUGAUAGCCGGCUAAGCAUCGCCGCCAACACGGCCUGCUGUGGAGCGACUCAGACGACGGCUGCAUAUCAAAUUUUGCGGUAUUUUGUGCAUUUCUAUUCGAUUCUGAAUUGAAUGAUGUUCGCGCAGAAUUCUAAUUGCUUCGUUGCUUAGUGAGUGCGACGUCGUCCUUGCCCGCUUGGAAGCCCGCGCUAUCGUUCUUUUUGGGCAUCGGUUGCUGUGCCCGAAACGGUUUUGGAAGUGGCUCGUUCAGUAGAGCAGUUUUGUGAAAGUGAUAUCCGUGAAAGAGUGAAAAUUGUUUCAUGCGGUACAAUAACUGCACACUUCCCGUUUGCGCUCCGGUAGCCGGCCUUUAGCCAGGAUUCCCUGAACAAGAUAUACAGGAGGUCAUAUUUACACAUAAUUGUAAUUCAUGAAGAGAAAAGAUCGAAUUGACAGACAAGAAAAAUCUACGAAAGUGAGCGCAAAAUGAAGUGGCGACUAAGCAAGGAUAAAGACAAUGCGGGCUUGCAGAAAAAGUCAAUGCCGUACUCCGAUCAAAGCAGAGAAAUCAUAGAUGACAACACCACGACCCCAAUAAAUCUAGCUGAAAUCUCUGCCGACCAGCAGCGUUACAAAUUCAAUUCUAGCUCUAGAAAUAACGACGAUGGAAGACGUUUUUCAUUCCGCGAAGCAAUGAAGCAAUCCAACAAUUCACAGAAACAUGACAACAUGCAGAGUAUGUAUGUUAUGGCGCCAAACCAUCUCACCAAAGGCGAACCAUGGAUGACCUCAGCCAGCGCUCAAAUGACAAAAUCCGCAAGAGGUUCAGCACCGGCUAAUCACCAUCAUCAUCACCACAGUAAUCUGAACCCAACGAUGCUGGACAAUUACAACGGCGAAACUAAUAAUGACUUUCAUUACAUAAACGCUACACGAAAUCCGUCCAAUACAGGGAGCAGCCUGCAAAACGGAUCCACCACCAAAUUGAUACCGAUGACAGAUGAUCAGCCAACCAAACAGACAAAAUGUUCAAUAUUUCGAGGAUUAUUAAUGUGCCUUUGCCUGAGUGUAACCUACGCAAAUAUCGUUCGAUUUCCACGAGAACUGGAAAAGUAUGGAUGUGCGUUUUUGGUACCAUACUUUGUAUUCAUAUUUCUAGUCGGUCUUCCAAUUAUUCUCCUGGAAGUUUCAAUUGGUCAAUUCCUUGGACAAGGAGCAGGAAGUUCAUGGAGAGCAUCGCCCAUAAUGAAAGGCGCAUGUAUUGUUGGCCGAAUGGCUUCGUGUCUGGGGGCAAUUUGGGUAUCCCUUGAGGCUGUCAUAGCAUUAGUAUAUAUUGUACUUAUCACGUAUAAGAAGAUUCCAUUUAACGAAUGCGUACAGGGGGUGAAAAUAUCAGAGAUUGGCUACAGCCAAAGGGUGUUGAGCGGCGGCGACUGUUUAAACGAAACAAUUUUCACGCCCGUUUGGAAUUAUGCAUUCUACUUCGCCUUACUUGCGAGCGGGUUGGCUGCUAUCUGGAUUGUCUCGGUUAUUUGCUCGCAUAACGCCAAGAUCUUCAGACGAAUUACAUUCUUCACUGGACUACUAACAUUCGCUCUUCUAGUCGCAACCACCGGCUGGGAGAUCGAUAGAACUCUCCGGAAAACUGGCUUUCCGGAAUGGUGGAUUUUUAACGAGAAUUUAUUUGCAGAAAGUACAAUAUGGUUUGACGGAUUAAUACAAGUUUUGUUUGGGACGUACAUCGGAUUCGGAGCGCUCCCUGUAAUGACCGGAUGCUUCCUGUACAAAGGCGAUGCGGUUAGGACGUCAAUAGUAUACAUAUGCUUUAAUCUUCUGAUUAACGCCAUUGGAGUUAUACUAUUCAUGAUCCAAUUCGACAAUGAUAUUUCGAAAGUCUCGACAAUUUACCCAGAACUGAAACCACUUACUGCUGUCUACGAGAAGGCCUUAACCGAAGUGGGUUUAUUUGAGACAAGAAUACUACCUGCCCUGAUUUAUGGACUGGUAGUGUUGUCUGCAAUUAUAACAACUACGAUAGCAGUGUACUCAGUAUCUAAGUUAUUACCUCGCCAUACUAUCUAUAUAUUAGGACUAGUUACUUUAUGUCUGUCGGUGGUGGCCCUAUUUUGUCCAGAAUAUAUGGUUGCCAGGGUUCUGGACUCGAGGAUCGUGGGAACUUUGAUAAUUAUCGCUCUUGUUUUCGAUAUAAUUGCCACUACUUGGAUAUAUGGUGGAAAAAAUAUAUAUUUAGACUUGGAAUUCGCAAUUGGGCGGCCAAUUUUCAAGCAUUGGGUCGGGUUCUGGUACAUAGCACCGGCAAUCCUUACCGGUAUAUUAGUAUGGUGGUGUGUAGGCGACGAUGAACUUGACCUACUCAGUAUCUAUAUUCCCCGAUGGGCCCCAAUCAUACUUGCAUUAAUCGUCAUCGUAGGCGCUGCUAUAGCGGAAAUAUCAAAGCAAGUUGAUUAUAAUUUCUUUGGGAUGAUUUGCGAAGCGGCGAAAGCUGCAAAAGAAUGGGGUCCAGCAGAUCCUCUCGCCAGGCAUGCUUGGAAGCAAUGGCGUGCCGUAUGUCAGGAUACUGGUAGGAAAGACUUCACACUGCGACGAAGGGGCACACGUGAUUACACAAACUCGAUAAAACGUGGACAAUAUAGUACCAAUAAAUACAACGUUAAUAACUGGAAAAAUUCCCCAACAGGCACGAGCUCUCCAAAUUAUAGUGGAUCUAUGUUUGGGGACUCUGCAAUUGAGGAAGAUCUAAGUGUCGGGAAAUAUUCAGGCAUGCAUCAGCAGUUCGGUGCACAUGGUACCGAUAAUAAUGGUAUCAAACCAACGCGUCACUCAAGUAGAUCAAGAUAUACUUCCCGAGAUAAACCAUCUAGUCAUGGAUCAGAUACGAAUCACAAAGAAAUUCUUUAUGUGCGACGUCUUUCAACGGACAGUAAUAACAAAACGACUAUCACAAUAACGCCAACGGCUGAUAUUGUCACAUACCCAAGUGAUCAGACUCGAGGGCGAACGUCAUCCAAUAUGAGCCCUCAUGUUGAUUCCCGCAUGGAUCGGCACGCCCACCACCAUCACGAUGUCGACGGCGACCACAUUUGUUGGCGAAAAUUCUCGGUGAACUCUGAAGAGUAUUCAACUGAAUUGUGAUUUGUUUCCGUCUUUUGUAAAUAGAAUUUUCUCUACUUUAAUUUAAUGUACAUAUAAUUAAUUUAAUUUCCCCAUGAAAUAUUCUGGCAGAUUGAUAUUAUUGCCACUUUUUGUAAAUAUUUGUAAUUUAAAAACAAAGUUCAUACCAAAUAUAUAAGACUCCAAAUCUC
Molecule: messenger RNA, 3849 nt
Organism: Hermetia illucens (black soldier fly)
Lineage: Eukaryota; Metazoa; Arthropoda; Insecta; Diptera; Stratiomyidae
Gene: blot
Product: sodium- and chloride-dependent GABA transporter 1
Exons: 7
Coding region: 1013-3679 (888 amino acids)
Biological process (GO): sodium ion transmembrane transport
Cellular component (GO): membrane
Source: RefSeq, a predicted model, not a curated record